This is a messenger RNA of Calidris pugnax (ruff), 1122 nucleotides long. RefSeq names its product zinc finger protein ubi-d4. Gene Ontology annotation, cellular component: nucleus. NCBI's taxonomy places the organism in Eukaryota, Metazoa, Chordata, Aves, Charadriiformes, Scolopacidae. The coding region runs from base 7 to 1122 and encodes 371 amino acids. The transcript has 10 exons. The record is from RefSeq and is a predicted model, not a curated record.
GGCAAGAUGGCGGCGGUGGUACAGAAUGUGGUGAAGCUCCUCGGGGAACAGUACUACCGGGAUGCCAUGGAGCAGUGUCACAACUACAACGCCCGGCUCUGCGCCGAGAGGAGCGUCCGCCUCCCUUUCCUCGACUCCCAGACUGGGGUUGCCCAAAGCAACUGCUACAUCUGGAUGGAGAAACGUCACCGAGGGCCAGGUUUAGCCGCCGGGCAGCUUUACUCCUACCCCGCGCGCCGCUGGCGGAAGAAACGCCGUGCUCAUCCUCCAGAGGACCCCAGACUUUCUUUCCCUUCUAUCAAACCAGACACGGAUCAGACCCUGAAGAAGGAAGGGCUGAUCUCUCAGGACGGCAGCAGCCUGGAAGCCCUUUUGAGGACCGACCCGUUGGAGAAACGGGCCCUCCCCGAUCCCCGCAUCGACGACGACAGCCUGGGCGAGUUCCCCGUCACCAACAGCCGCGCGCGGAAGCGGAUUCUUGAGCCCGAUGAUUUCCUGGACGAUUUGGACGAUGAAGACUACGAAGAAGAUACGCCGAAGCGGAGAGGGAAGGGGAAAGCCAAGGGCAAAGGUGUCGGAGGGGCUCGCAAGAAGCUGGAUGCAGCUAUUUUAGAAGACAGGGAUAAACCCUACGCUUGCGACAAUAGUUACAAACAAAAGCAUACCUUGAAACCUCCCGAUCGAGUUUGUGGAAAAAGGUACAAGAACCGGCCGGGGUUGAGCUAUCACUACGCUCACUCCCACCUGGCCGAGGAGGAAGGUGAUGACAAGGACGAUUCGCAGCCCCCGACUCCCGUCUCGCAGCGAUCGGAGGAGCAGAAAUCCAAGAAAGGCCCUGACGGUUUAGCUUUGCCCAACAACUACUGUGAUUUCUGCCUGGGAGACUCCAAAAUCAACAAGAAAACGGGGCAACCGGAGGAGUUGGUCUCAUGCUCGGACUGCGGGCGAUCAGGGCACCCCUCCUGCCUGCAGUUCACCCCGGUGAUGAUGGCGGCCGUCAAGACGUACCGCUGGCAGUGCAUCGAGUGCAAGUGCUGCAACAUCUGCGGCACCUCCGAGAACGACGUGAGUACCCCCCGAAAUAACGGGAGAACCCCCCAGAAUGGCAGGAGCACACCCUGA